Molecule: messenger RNA, 724 nt
Organism: Dimorphilus gyrociliatus
Lineage: Eukaryota; Metazoa; Annelida; Polychaeta; Dinophilidae
Source: the annotation of a GenBank genome assembly
AAUGGAGCAAACUUUCGAAACUUUACAAUCAAUAGAAAAGCUGAUCCAGGACCCAGUUGGCGCAGUAGCCGUACUAGAGGAUACAACUAGUUUAACAAGUUUAGUAUUAUUAAUGAAUAAUACUGAUACCGAAAUUGUCCAAACAUCAUUAAAAAUUUUCCAUACACUUUCCCAAAAGAUAGAUUGUAGUAAAGCUUUGAAGUCUGUUUAUGGUCUAACGGAAACCCUUAAUCAUCUACUAAAGCACCACGUCUCAUCAGAGGUUAAAAGGUUAAGCGAAGAAAUUCUUUGCCAUUUAAAUAAAGGUGGAGAGUCAAACGCUCAAGAAUCAAAAACAAUCCAAUUAAUUGAAAAUGAAAAAAAGAUAAAAACCUGUAGAAGAAGGAGCUUUUUUGUUGGAGUAUCUAAACCUAAGACUAUUAUUUUACAAAUCCGUGGAAUGAGAGAUAAGCUAUUAGCCGCUGCCAUUACGCAAACGAUGACUAUGGCAGCAGAUCAAGUUGUCAAGGAUGAGUUUGGGAACGAAUAUAUAAAGCCUCUUGUUGUGCAAUCGGAAAUAACCGAAAGUAUAGAAGAAAUGCCAGAUUAUCCUAUUGAAGAUCAUAGCCCAAUAAAGGAUGAAGGAAAUAACGUAGCAAGAACAGACGCAAAUAGAGACGAGGGCGGAAAAUGGCGUUUCGUAAAAAGCGUUGGAGCGUUUCUAUCCAAUUCAUUUUAUUGGUAG